Ananas comosus (pineapple) is the source of this 1006-nucleotide messenger RNA. RefSeq lists its product as uncharacterized. The coding region runs from base 88 to 735 and encodes 215 amino acids. The record is from RefSeq and is a predicted model, not a curated record. The transcript has 3 exons. Lineage: Eukaryota; Viridiplantae; Streptophyta; Magnoliopsida; Poales; Bromeliaceae.
AAGCUAUUACGGAUAAGGCACUUCUCACUCUCUCUCUCUCUCUCUCUCUCUCCUCUUCCUCCUCCUCGGAGCUCAUAAACGCCACCAAUGGUGGCUCCGGCAACCCUAGCUCUCCGACCAUGGCUCGUCCCCGCGCCGAGCCGAGCCGAUAGGGCCCGGUCCCUUCACACUUCCCCUCUUCUCCUCCCUUCCACCUCCGUCCAUCUCCAAUCCAACGGCGGAGCCACCAAGCUCUUCUCCACUUGUAAUCGGGUCUCUUCCAUCCGAGCCGUCGCCGUCGACUCCGAUCAGCUCGGCUCGUCCGAGCCGCCUCAGCAAAUUGAGAAACCAAAGAAAUACUACUUCGUGGUGGCGAAUGCUAAGUUCAUGCUGGAUGAAGAGGAACACUUCAAGGAGCUGCUCUACGAGAAGCUCCGGCUCUACGGGGAGCGCAACAAGGAGCAAGAUUUCUGGCUCGUCGUCGAGCCAAAGUUCUUGGACAAGUUCCCCGACAUCACCAAGCGCCUGAAGAGGCCUGCAGCCGCCCUCGUCUCCACCGACCGCCCCUGGAUCACGUUCAUGAAGCUGAGGCUGGACAGAGUUUUGUCCGACAGCUUCGACGCAGACACGCUUGAGGAUGCUUUGGCGUGCAAUCCCGUGGAUUUGCAUUUCGAGAAGCCGGAGAUUUGGACCGCACCUUACAAGAAAUAUGAGUUCGGGUGGUGGGGGCCAUUCUUACCUCCGCCAUCAAUCUAGCAGAAACUAGGCAUAGGAGGAUUAUGUAUAUCUGCUGAAGUUUCAUGAUACCUGCAAAUAGCAACGAGUGUAACCUUGCAUUAAUUUUGUUCAAUUGUGAGAUCUUAUGUAGGCUUAAGUUGUAGGUAUCUGUGAGUUCAAUUUGCUAUAAUACUUUGCUGAAGAAUUUUCAUGUUGAUCUCGAUAGAGAAUUUGCUGUGGGCUUCAGUGGUUUGUAGUAUGUUUAAGUUACGGAUCCAUUGUCGCAAGAAUGAAAAAUUAGUAGUUUCUU